AUGCAGCUUCCUCACUACAUCAUGCAGCUUCCUCUCUUCAACAAAGUGCUUCCUCUCUUCUUCAAAGUGCUUCCUCUCUUCAACAAAGUGCUUCCUCUCUUCAUCAUGCAGCUUCCUCUCUUCAUCAAGAUGCUUCCUCUCUUCUUCAAAGUGCUUCCUCUCUUGAUCAAGGUGCUUCCUCACUACAUCAAGAUGCUUCCUCUCUUCUUCAAAGUGCUUCCUCUCUUCAACAAAGUGCUUCCUCUCUUCAUCAUGCAGCUUCCUCUCUUCUUCAAAGUGCUUCCUCUCUUCAACAAAGUGCUUCCUCUCUUCAUCAUGCAGCUUCCUCACUACAUCAUGCAGCUUCCUCUCUAA
This is a messenger RNA of Trichomonas vaginalis G3, 354 nucleotides long. RefSeq names its product SLEI family protein family. The coding region runs from base 1 to 354 and encodes 117 amino acids. The transcript has a single exon. The record is from RefSeq and is a predicted model, not a curated record. NCBI's taxonomy places the organism in Eukaryota, Parabasalia, Trichomonadida, Trichomonadidae.